Molecule: messenger RNA, 969 nt
Organism: Closterium sp. Naga37s-1
Lineage: Eukaryota; Viridiplantae; Streptophyta; Zygnematophyceae; Desmidiales; Closteriaceae
Source: the annotation of a GenBank genome assembly
AUGGCGUCGUUUGCUGCCAGCUCAGCCGGCGAUAACACGCUUGAUUCUCCCGCUCCCUCUCUCGCCGAACCGUCAGCAGCGGCGGCAGCAGCUUCUGCUCCGGUUGGGGCAGAUGUCCCGCCUUGCCUCGCCCCUGUACCCCCUCUCCUCUGGCGCCCCCUUGGUGUGCCUCCCUCCUCCUCCAACGAGAUCUCCUCUUACUUGCUGCGGGCUGACUUGUGCCUUCGUCUCCCUCGCAUGCUUCGUGUGAUGGAGGUGGAUGCGCUUGCGCUUGUGGCAACUGCCCUUGCAGAAGCCAGCCCCGGAGGGGUCCCGGGGCGCCAGGUCCCAGCCCUGCUCCGGGCCGCCUCGGCGCUGGCUGGGCGCGGAGCUUCUUCCCGGCUUUCGCGCGGGCGGCGUGGGCAGCAGCACCGGUCCCGUAGUGCGACAGUCUCCAUGGCAGCGGGCAAAAAUGAGCCGACGCCAGCGCCAGCAACAGCGGCGAUCUCAGGCGCCACCUCCACCUCCUCUCCAGUCCCCGGUUCAGCCGCCUCCCCCUCUGCUGGCCACACAGGCGCAGCUAUCUCCAGCAGCGCCAGCGGACCAGGUACAGCCGAUGAUGCCGCCGCUGCCGACCAGCUCUGCGCCGGCUCCCCUUCUUCCGCCACCGCCUCCUCGGUCCUCCGCCUGGACUGCUCCGCCAGCAGUGCCAGCGGGCUCCACGCGUGCCUGGUGCGCCGCAAGGUGAAGUGCCCGCCUCUAGCAGCGGGGGAGCGGGAGCUGGCCGCUGCUGCAGCGGACGAGGUGCUGGAGUCUCUCCCACAGUUGGGGCUGGAUAUGGGGUCUCCCGGGAUUGCCGCUGGCCCUGGGCCGGCUGCCGUGAGGCGCCUGGCAGCAUGUGCUCAGCAGGGUCCAUUCGGCUUGCUUCCGGCCGCGGCAUCCGUGCUGCGCUGGUUGGACGGCCGGCUGGUGUGGCUCCUUGUAGAGUAG